UUGUACAUUUUAUAUUUUUACAAGCGGACUUUUAUUUUGACGGGAAAGUCACGGAUCUGUUCCUCCCGCAGCGCCGGAGGAAGAGCAGGAUCAGAAGAAAUUAAAAUAUUCUCCUGAAAUUCAUCACCAACAACCAGGAUAUUUAACUAAGAGGAAUGUUAAACUGCUGAAAGAGGUGAAGCAGAAGCCUUCCAGAAGAAUCUCCAGAACACGCAGAAAUUGCUUGCUACAUUUCCGACAUGGAGAAACAUCAGCACUCUGUCAAGAGUUUUACUAAACAGAGUGAUCUCAAAAAUCACCAGCGCAUUCACACAGGAGAGAAAUCAUAUCACUGCUCAGACUGUGGGAAGAGUUUUACUACACCGAGUGCUCUCAAAACACACCAGCGCAUUCACUCAGGAGAGAAACCAUAUUACUGCUCAGACUGUGGGAAGAGUUUUACUCAACAGAGUACUCUCCAAAUACACCAGCGCAUUCACACAGGAGAGAAACCAUAUUACUGCUCAGACUGUGGGAAGAGUUUUACUACACAGAGUAAUCUCAAAACACACCAGCGCAUUCACACAGGAGAGAAACCGUAUCACUGCUCAGACUGUGGGAAGAGUUUUAGUCGACAGAGUAAUCUCAAAAAUCACCAGCGCAUUCACACAGGAGAGAAACCGUAUUACUGCUCAGACUGUGGGAAAAGUUUUACUGAACAGAGUACUCUCAAAAUACACCAGCGCAUUCACACAGGAGUAAAACCAUAUUACUGCUUAGAGUGUGAGAAGUGUUUUUCUACAGAGAGUCAUCUCAAAUAUCACCAGCGCAUUCACUCAGGAGAGAAACCGUAUCACUGCUCAGACUGUGGGAAGAGUUUUAAUCAUCAGAGUCGUCUCAAAAAACACCAGCGCAUUCACACAGGAGAGAAAACAAUCCCAAAUCUGUUCCACAGCAAUUAAAAGUGCAAAUCUUAAAUCUUUCGGACAGAACACCUUAUCCUACACAAAUGUUUCACUUUGUCUCUUGGGACACGUUCCACCAGUGGAUAUAGCGGGAUAUUUGGUUGUUGUAUUACUCAAGUUUUAUUCUAUUUUUCUUAUUAGUAGUGAUGGGUAGAUGAGGCGCCAUGAAGCGUUUCAACCCAUAGGGAACCUGUAUUGAAACUGUGUCGAAACUGUGUCAUGAAUACUCACACCUACUGGACCUUAAAAAUCACUAUAGGCAACCUAGUUGACGGACUAAUUUUAUUACCUAGUUUAUACAAAAUAUGCUUUGAGUAAUUUUAUUUUAUUGUAUAUAAUAUUAUUUCAUAUAUUCAGUUACAUUUAAAAUAUCAAUAAAUAACGUGAACAUGUAA
Molecule: messenger RNA, 1339 nt
Organism: Astyanax mexicanus (Mexican tetra)
Lineage: Eukaryota; Metazoa; Chordata; Actinopteri; Characiformes; Acestrorhamphidae
Product: gastrula zinc finger protein XlCGF49.1-like
Exons: 2
Coding region: 240-941 (233 amino acids)
Biological process (GO): regulation of transcription by RNA polymerase II
Molecular function (GO): DNA-binding transcription factor activity, RNA polymerase II-specific; RNA polymerase II cis-regulatory region sequence-specific DNA binding
Source: RefSeq, a predicted model, not a curated record